Molecule: messenger RNA, 1473 nt
Organism: Equus caballus (horse)
Lineage: Eukaryota; Metazoa; Chordata; Mammalia; Perissodactyla; Equidae
Gene: STMN4
Product: stathmin 4
Biological process (GO): microtubule depolymerization; regulation of microtubule polymerization or depolymerization; neuron projection development
Cellular component (GO): cytoplasm; neuron projection
Molecular function (GO): tubulin binding
Source: RefSeq, a predicted model, not a curated record
GAUGAUGUCAUGCCGAGAGCAGAGCAGUGGUGCUGAUGAGAGAGAAGCCCAGGGUACCACUAAUUGAGGGAGUGAGGAGGCGAACAGCUCGCUUCUAACUGGACUGCAGAUUCGUGACAGUGUCCUGAGCUGUGACAGACCUACUCUGUGACUUUUAGUUGGAUUCAUCUCUCAUAUUCCAGAAAACAUGACCCUCGCUGCCUACAAAGAGAAGAUGAAGGAGCUCCCACUGGUGUCUUUGUUCUGCUCUUGUUUCCUGGCCGACCCCCUGAAUAAGUCGUCCUACAAAUAUGAAGGCUGGUGUGGGAGACAGUGUAGGAGAAAAGAUCAAAGCCAGCGGAAAGACAGUGCUGACUGGAGAGAAAGAAGAGAGCAGGCCCCUUUUCUGCUCUCUGCAGCAGACACAGUGGACCUGAACUGGUGUGUAAUUUCUGACAUGGAAGUCAUCGAGCUGAACAAAUGCACCUCGGGCCAGUCUUUUGAAGUCAUCCUGAAGCCACCCUCCUUCGAUGGGGUGCCCGAGUUCAAUGCCUCUCUACCCAGGCGGCGAGACCCAUCACUAGAAGAGAUCCAGAAGAAACUAGAAGCAGCUGAGGAGCGAAGGAAGUACCAGGAAGCUGAGCUCCUGAAGCACCUGGCAGAGAAGCGAGAACACGAGCGGGAGGUGAUCCAAAAAGCCAUUGAGGAAAACAACAACUUCAUCAAGAUGGCUAAGGAAAAACUGGCCCAGAAGAUGGAAUCCAAUAAGGAGAACCGGGAGGCCCACCUUGCCGCCAUGUUGGAACGGCUGCAAGAGAAGGAGCCGCCUGCUGCGCGGUGACUCCCGGGACCUGAUCGGUGGCCUCGUCCCAUGGACAAGCACGCCGAGGAAGUGCGGAAAAACAAGGAGCUGAAGGAAGAGGCCUCCAGGUAAAGCCCAGAGGCCAAAGAAGUUUCCAGAACAGCCGGACAGCUCCAGCAGCUCCGCAGUUCCCGAGGCAGCCUCGCCUGCCAUGGCUGCUCUCCCAGCACUGGGGUUUGGGGGGAGGGGGGUGGCCGGGGCGUUUCUUCUGCUUUUGGUGUUUGUACAUGUAAAGAAUUGACCAGCGAAGCCAUCCUAUUUGUUUCUGGGGAACAAUGACGGGGUGGGAGAGGGGAGAGGAGGAGAGAGGUUGGGAAGGGGAGAUGGAGAAGGACUCAUGGACAUUGCAACCCAGCCCACCGCAGACUCAGGGCGUCUUCGGCUUUUCUUCCCAGUGAGCGUCCAGGCCCCGUGUGGAGGGCAGUUGAAAACAGGGCAGUAGAAUUCCCAGUGGAGGGCAGAGUCCUGGGUGGAGGGGUGGCUGCAGGGCAGGGCAGGAGAAGCCCAGCAGGGGUGGGGGUGGGGCCGGAGGUGUGGCUUCUGCUCACAACAGGUGGGGUGAGGUCUGAGUGUGUGUGUGUGUUAACCAUCAUCUUUUGAUCAUCAUGACCAAUGAAACAUUUACUCCAAGG